Ceratina calcarata is the source of this 497-nucleotide messenger RNA. RefSeq names its product zinc finger and BTB domain-containing protein 41. The transcript is spliced from 3 exons. The record is from RefSeq and is a predicted model, not a curated record. NCBI's taxonomy places the organism in Eukaryota, Metazoa, Arthropoda, Insecta, Hymenoptera, Apidae. The coding region runs from base 1 to 483 and encodes 160 amino acids.
AUGAAUGCUCACCGAAAUCGUAAAAAUUCGCCGUCGGAUGCGACGUCCGGAGAGGCGAUGAAGUACAAUCUGCGAUGCAACCGUAACAUCAGCGAGAAGAUGACUAAGAAGGACUUCGUCUACGACAUCCGUCCACCGCUUCAGAGCUCCAGGAAGUUAGAAGAAGGAAAAUACCCGAUCGUAUUGCCGUUGCAGCUUCGAAGGAAGCAGGGCGACUCGAAAAUGCCGCAGUAUACGGUGAUUUCGGAAAAAAGCAGUGGCAACGAAAAUAGCGAAGCGACGAAUGUUUCACAGCGACCACUUCUGCGGUUCGAGUGUAAUUUUUGUCACGAGCAAAUCGCCACGCUUUUAUCGCUUUCCACGCACAUUAAAUUUCAUCGCCGGAAAUACUGCAAGUAUUGUUAUUGGAUAUUGCUGGAAAACGAAACGAUGGAAGAGCAUGUUAAAAACGUUCAUAGGACCGAUCUAAAAAUCGCCGCUUAGCGUCGAACUUUAUU